UAUAAACCUUAGCGCGGGCUCGCGAAGCACAGUUUACCGCAGACACAGAGUGUGUUUGACGAGUGCGAGUGUUAUCGAAGAUACCGCAGCGUUUUCUCGCGUGAAAGAUGGCUUUGACACCGAUGAUCCGCCACUUGUUGGACGAUGUUGACCGUCAGAUGUCAUUAUUUGACCAGAAUUUCGGCUUGGGGCUGACACACGACGACUUGCUUUUCCCUCGUCUGUCUGUCGUUCCUGCUCUGUCUGGUUACUACAGACCAUGGCGUCAUUUGGCAGCUCGUAACUCCGGCGUGUCUACCAUCCAGAACAACAAAGAUGGGUUCAAGGUUAAUCUAGACGUCCAGCAGUUCAAACCGGAGGAACUGACAGUAAAGGUGGUGGGCGACCACGUGGUGGUAGAGGCAAAACACGAAGAGCGUCAAGAUGAACAUGGUUACAUAUCGCGCCACAUGCAGCGUCGUUAUUUGCUGCCGAAGGACGUAGUGGCCGAACAGGUGCAGACGCAACUGUCAUCAGACGGUGUCCUCACAAUCACGGCACCAAAGAAGGCUCUCCCUCCAGCAGAGGGCGGUGAGCGUGUGGUACAAGUUGUGCAGACCGGUGCUCCAGCAGUUACCAACCAGCAGCAGGGAGGAGAGAAGAUGGAGCAGUGAAUAAUCCAUUGCUGGUGUAAAAACUCAAGUUUUUGUAUGGAUUAUUUGCUUUGUAUUGUCGUUGUACUUUCAAGAAAUUUAACACUUCAUUUUUCUGCUUCUCGUGAUGGAUGUGUUAUGUAUGUGAAAGACUGCAUUUAAUGAUUUUUUGAAUCACUUUAAUUUUCUGUAAGUGUAAAGCAAAUUUUCAUGCACAACUGUUAGAAGAAUGCAUUUUGUGUACCGUUUGUAGUUUAUGCAUAAUUUUCACAAUU
This is a messenger RNA of Schistocerca nitens (vagrant locust), 907 nucleotides long. Its product is annotated as protein lethal(2)essential for life-like. The transcript is spliced from 4 exons. The record is from RefSeq and is a predicted model, not a curated record. NCBI's taxonomy places the organism in Eukaryota, Metazoa, Arthropoda, Insecta, Orthoptera, Acrididae. Gene Ontology annotation, biological process: protein refolding; response to heat. Gene Ontology annotation, molecular function: protein folding chaperone. The coding region runs from base 108 to 653 and encodes 181 amino acids.